GAGUGCCCCCAUCUCUAGAAAUCAAAAUCCCGUGGCUGGCCCCCGAGCCAAGAUAACCUUCAGAAGUACAAUAAAGCUAAAUGAACAUAACGCUUGGAUUACCUCACGCAACUAACCCACAAAAAGAAGUAAACACUGAAAAACAAAAACAAAGCCGCAUGGAAGUAAGGGUGGAAUUACCCCGCGAAGAAAACUCACAAACUCAAACGAACAUUCAAAAACAAAAUAAAAGGAGCAUGCACGUAGUAGCAGAAAUACCCCUCGAAGAGAACUCACGAGCUCAAGCAAGCAUUGAGAACUACAAUAAAAGCAACAUGGACGUAAGGGUUGAAUUACCCCUCGAAGAUAACUCACAGGGUGAAGUGUUUCUUCAGACACACAAUAACUCCAAACACGGAGUGAUUGAAGGCACAAUGUCGCGUUUAUCAACACCCUGCCCAGACGCCCUGCACACCCUCGCCUACUGGUGGUGGGUCCUGCAAGGGCUGCUCCUCGCUACCCUGGCGAGGUUCAUCUCGGGACCCACCGCACCUGACGAUGACAACCCUGACGAUGACAACCCUGAUGAUGACAAGCCUGAUGAUGACAACCCUGACGAUGACAACCCUGAUGAUGACAAGCCUGGCGAUGACAACCCUGAUGAUGACAGCCCUGACGAUGACAACCCUGAUGAUAACAACCCUGAUGAUAACAACCCUGAUGAUAACAACCCUGAUGAUGACAACCCUGACGAUGACAACCCUGAUGAUGACAACCCUGACGAUGACCCUGGUCUUGAUCUUGACCCUGGGGGUGAAGAGGAUGACUUUGAAGAAGUGGAACGGAGGGAGGUGGUUGAAGAGAAUGGCUUUGAGGAGGUGGACCGGAUGGAUGUGGACCGGAUGGAUGUGGACCUGGUGGAGGUGGACCGGAUGGAGGUGGACCGCGUGGAGGUGGACCAGAUGGAUGUGGACCAGAUGGAAGUGGACCAAAUGGAUGUGGACCGGGUGGAGGUGGACCAGAUGGAUGUGGACCGGGUGGAGGUGGACCAGAUGGAUGUGGACCGGGUGGAGGUGGAACGGAUGGAGGUGGACCGGGUGGAGGUGGACCAGAUGGCUGUGGACCAUAUGGAUGUGGACCAGAUGGAUGUGGACCGGGUGGAUGUGGACCAGAUGGAUGUGGACCAGAUGGAUGUGGACCAGAUGGAUGUGGACCAGAUGGAUGUGGACCAGAUGGAUGUGGACCGGGUGGAGGUGGACCAGAUGGAGGUGGACCGGAUCGAUGUGGACCGGGUGGAUGUUGACCAGAUGGAUGUGGACCGGGUGGAGGUGGACCAGAUGGAGGUGGACCGGAUCGAUGUGGACCGGGUGGAUGUUGACCAGAUGGAUGUGGACCGGGUGGAUGUGGACCGGGUGGAUGUGGACCGGAUGGAUGUGGACCGGAUGGAUGUGGACCGAGUGGAUGUUGACCAGAUGGAUGUGGACCGGAUGGAUGUGGACCGAGUGGAUGUGGACCGGGAAGAGGCGGUGGAGGUAGUGGUGGGGCAGUUCGGGGUGGGGGUUGUUGCCGCCCCUCCUGACCCGCCCGGCCGCCACCCUGGUUCUGUUGAGUAAGGAGGGUGAAGGCGAGGAUGACUUUGACAACGUGAGCGAGAGGGACGCGGCAGCGAUGGAGUAAGGCAAUUGCAGAAUGUUAAAAAAAAAACGAAAAUAAUAAAAAAUAAAAAAUAAAUGUCAUACAAAAAAAAAUUAGGAUUAAGAUUCAUGAAAAAAUAAAAUAAAACCAAAUACAAAAUAUAUAAAAGAACAAAAAAAAAAAAAAGACAAAAAACUCAAACCCCAAUACAAAAUGUGAGGGUUAAGGUUAAGGAUCAUAUUUCUUUGCGUCAAAAAGGAGCAAUGGUUUCACCCGACGAGGUGAAAACUUAUAAAUUCGCCAAAGUAUUAACGAAAGUUCCGUUCACGCCUUGCGCAGCUUGGAAAUAACGACCAAUAAACUUGGUUAAGCUUUAAGUUAGAUGAAAAGAAAACAAAAAAUCACCGGCCAGUGAGUACAUGUCGUGAACGACUUGAGGAACGAAAAAAGGAGACAGUAAUUAAUCUCACGUUGCAGUUCAAAAUGUCCCUGCGAAAUGGAACACCCGAAACGAAUGCCGUGUGUGUGUGUGUGUGUGUGUGUGUGUGUGUGUGUGUGUGUGUGUGUGUGUG
Molecule: messenger RNA, 2186 nt
Organism: Eriocheir sinensis (Chinese mitten crab)
Lineage: Eukaryota; Metazoa; Arthropoda; Malacostraca; Decapoda; Varunidae
Product: otolith matrix protein OMM-64-like
Exons: 2
Coding region: 81-1592 (503 amino acids)
Source: RefSeq, a predicted model, not a curated record